This is a messenger RNA of Stegodyphus dumicola, 1765 nucleotides long. It is a transcript of the gene Cog4, whose product is annotated as conserved oligomeric Golgi complex subunit 4. The record is from RefSeq and is a predicted model, not a curated record. Gene Ontology annotation, biological process: retrograde vesicle-mediated transport, Golgi to endoplasmic reticulum; Golgi organization. NCBI's taxonomy places the organism in Eukaryota, Metazoa, Arthropoda, Arachnida, Araneae, Eresidae. Gene Ontology annotation, cellular component: COG complex.
GAUAAAUCAAAUUUCCCAUUUGAAAUAAAUGACCUUAAAGAUGCGAAGAAAGCUUUUAAUUUCUACUGUGCUGAAGAGGAAAGGAUUGAUGCUGAGCUUAAAAAUUUCAUUGAACAACAUGACCACCAAGAAACUGAAGUCUUAUCCUUACAGAAGAUGCUACCACAGCUACAGUUGAUACAUUCUGAUGCUGAACAACUUUCAAGUAUGAUAUCUUUUACAUCUGCAUUAGCAGAAAAUAUAAGCAGCAAAGUUAAGCAACUUGACGUGACAAGAAGUAGAGUUACAGAAUGCAUGCAAAGAGUGGAAGAUAUUUUAGAUUUAAAAUUCUGCACGGAUGGUGUGCAAACAGCUCUGCAGAAUGAGGACUAUGAACAAGCUGCUGCUCAUAUUCACCGUUUUUUAAGCCUAGAUCAAACAGUGCUGAAAAGAUCUGCUGCUGAUAGCAAUGAAGGGAGUAGUUUGGAUGAAGCUUUUCUUAAAUUACAUGAAGCUGAAAAUCAGCUCAAAGCCAUUGUAAUGAGAAAGUUUGAUGAUGCUGUUAGAGAUGAAGAUGUUGCAUCUGUAGAACGUUUUUUCAAAAUAUUUCCACUACUUAAUCAACAUAAUGAAGGCCUAAAGAAAUUCUCAACUUAUUUAUGUUCACAGAUUGCAGAGAAAUCUCAAAAAAACCUAAAACUGGCACAGAGUGUCUCCCCAUCUGACAAAAGAUGGACUGUAAAAUAUGCUGAUACUGCAACUCUGUUGUUUGAAGGUAUUGCCCGCAUUGUUGAGAUUCAUCAGCCUUUAGUUGAAACCUAUUAUGGGCCUGGACGAUUAUUUUCUGUGAUUGAAAUUCUUCAAAAAGAAUGUGAUCGACAAGUUAAGAGGAUUUUAGAAGAGUUUAAAGCACAGCGAGAGUUUCACAAAAAAGCUGCUGUUAUCCAACAAUUGAAUAAAAAUCCAUACCGUACAGCUGAAAGGAUAGAUCCUAGAGAGCUAGACAGUCUCCUUGCAGAAAUUACAAUUUUAAGUACAAGAUCUCAGUUGUACCUAAGAUUCAUAAGAAGAAGAAUCAUGGGAGAUAUUGAAAUAUCAUCUCCUGAUGAAAAGGUUAAGAAUGUGGAAAUUCAGCGUUUAAAUCGACUACUGAAAGAAUGUGAACUUAGUCGCUUAAUGCAUGAUUUGCUUGGCACCUAUGUUACAAUGGAAGAAUAUUUUAUGAGGGAAUCUAUUCGCAAGGCUGUGUGUAUGGAUGUAAUUGAAGAAAAUGCUCUUACUUCAAGCAUGUUGGAUGAUGUUUUUUUCAUCAUAAAGAAAUGCCUGAAACAAGCUGUAUCAAGUUCAAAUGCUGAUAUUGUGUGUGCUAUGUUAAACCACACCAACUCAUUGCUUCAGACUGAUUUUUAUGAAAUUCUCAAUGAAAAGGUAAAGCUUGGUUUUCCAUCCAGCAUGUUAGAUUUUACUCAGGCUUACAGUGUAUUUCAGUCUAGUUUGCAAAUUCAGUCAUCUGAUAUUGACAAAUCUAAAAUUGAAUUCUUAGUGACUUUAAAUAAUGCAGAAGUAGCAUGUGAGCUUGUGAGAACACUUCGAUCCAAUUUAGAGGAAGAAGUUCAAAAAAUGUUCCCACAUGCUUCCGACCAGGAUGGAGCUAAAUUAGAGCAUCUGAAUUUGUUAAUGUUCCUGUUUGAUUCUAUACAUCACCAUCAAUAUUCUCAACAGUAUGAUAUCUCACAAGCUGGUCUUCAGUAAACUAACUAAACUUUAUUACUGUCUGUAAUUAAAG